Molecule: messenger RNA, 1173 nt
Organism: Penicillium subrubescens
Lineage: Eukaryota; Fungi; Ascomycota; Eurotiomycetes; Eurotiales; Aspergillaceae
Exons: 3
Coding region: 1-1173 (390 amino acids)
Biological process (GO): transmembrane transport
Cellular component (GO): membrane
Molecular function (GO): transmembrane transporter activity
Source: RefSeq, a predicted model, not a curated record
AUGACCCAAGCAGGUCUUUCUAUGUCCAUUGCCCCGGUACAUAUCAUCGGCCUCAGCUUUGGCACAUCCAACCCAGCCGAGCUGAGUUGGUUUGAUGCUGCGUAUAGUUUGACCGUGGGGACCUUCAUCCUAGUCGCAGGUCGACUCGGAGAUGUCUAUGGUCACCGGCGCUUGUUCGUGCUCGGCUUCGGCUGUUUUAGUCUGUGGUCCCUUCUCGCGGGGUUCAGUGUAUGGUCGAAUAAGAUAUUUUUCGACUGUUGCUGGGCUCUACAGGGAAUUGGGCCAGCAAUACUACUUCCUAAUGCUAUUGCAAUCUUUGGCCGAACCUAUCCGCCGGGCUUUCGCAAGGAAAUGAUCUUUGUUUGGCGCCACUGCCCCUGGCGGAUUUAUAGUCGGUGGUGUGUUUUCAUCUAUCUUUGCCCAGUUUGUCUGGUGGCCCUGGGGAUAUUGGGUGAUGGGAAUGGAGCCGCCACUGGAAUAUCGGGGUUUGCACUGAUCAACUUUGCCUGGAAUCAGGCUGCACUUGUUGGCUGGAAGAACCCCUAUACCUACGUGCUUCUCAUUGUCGGUUGCAUCCGCCUCGGUGUAUUUGCUGUGAUUGAGCGUCGAGCAGUGUAUCCGCUGUUACCACGAUCAAUCUUCACAGGUGACCUAGCAUGGGUCGUCGGCUGCAUCGCGGCCGGAUGGUCCAGCUUUGGAAUCAUCAUUUACUAUUUCUACCAGUUUAUGGAGGUCAUCAAAGGAGACUCGCCACUACUAGCCACCGCUAAAUGGUCGGUAGCAGCACCUUCAGGUGCCAUUGCAGCACUCGUCACUGGAUUCUUGCUGGGUCGUUGGCCACCCAGUGUCAUCAUGUUCUGUGCCAUGGGCUUUUUUUACAGCUGGGAUAUGUCCUUCCCCUCUGGCACACUCAUCCUGAGCAAUGCGAUGCAUCGCCACCAUCAAGGGCUAGCUGCAUCCCUCGUGGCCACCACUGUCAACUACUCUAUCUCCUUGGGCCUCGGAUUUGCGGGUACUGUAGAGUUGCAUGUCAAUGACGCGGGUCGCAAUGUCCUUCGUGGAUACCGAGGUGCCUUGUAUAUGGGCAUUGGUUUAGCUGGAUUAGGUCUCAACAUAUCCAUCUGCUUUAUGUGGGCAAGUUGGAGGCGUUAUUGCGCAUCUAAAAAGGGCUGA